CCGACGUCAAACCUCCAAACCCUCUCUCUAAUUGCUGUAUACAGAGACAUCGGUCUCAUUUCUCUCUCUUUUCUGCAAACUUUCUUUAGUUUAUUUUGUUUACCCGAGCUCCCUUCAGUCUUAAUCCGUACAAAUCUUUGACAUCUAUUUUCCCUCCUUUUUUCUGUUUCUUCAUUGAUUGACCCAUCUAUCUUCAAUUUUGGUUUUGGGGGUGUUGCUUUGUUUGUUUGUUUGUAUUUUUUUUUUAUUUUUUGGGUUUCUUUCUUCUGGGUUCAUUGAUUUUGGUUGAAGGAUUCUGAAUUGGCGGGAGCCAACGGUCAAUUAUGUGGUUUUAGGAGGUGGGUUUUGAUUGGAUUUGGAUUUGGGAUUGGAAAACGUUUGAAUUGUUGGGAGUUUUGAUGGCUAACCCAUCUGGGAACCAUCAAGAAGCUGGCCAACCAUCGUCUUCCUUCGAUGGAGGGAACCCCAGCAACGGUAAUUCGACCCCUGUAGCUGCAGCGGAUAAUUCGAGUUCGGCUCUUGCUAUGAAGCACAACCCAGGUAUUUCAACGGAUUGGACAUCUGAUGAGCAGGUCACACUGGAAGAAGGGCUUAAGAAAUAUGCCUCAGAGUCUAGUGUCAUUCGGUAUGCAAAGAUUGCAAUGCAGCUACCAAAUAAGACUGUACGAGAUGUUGCUUUGCGUUGCAGAUGGAUGAAUAAAAAGGAAAAUAGCAAGAGAAGGAAGGAAGAACACAAUUUAACAAGAAAGAAUAAAGAUAAAAAGGAAAGAGUAUCUGACCCUUCAAUGAAGUCAGCACAGGUUGCAGCAAGGCCUAAUGUGCCUCCUUAUGGAAUGCCUAUGAUUCCUAUGGACAAUGAUGAUGGUAUCUCAUAUAAAGCUAUUGGUGGUACAACUGGAGAGCUUCUUGAACAGAAUGAACAUGCAAUGCAUCAAAUUUCUUCUAACCUUGCAUCUUUUCAGAUACAAGAUAAUAUCAGUCUCUUCUGCCAAACGCGGGAUAACAUCCUGAAAAUAAUGAACGACUUAAACGAAAUGCCGGAAGUAAUGAAGCAGAUGCCCCCUCUUCCGGUGAAGGUGAACGAAGAGUUAGCGAACACGAUCCUUCCACCGACUGCUCAUUCCUUGCAAUCAUGAGAAAAUCUUCAACAAAAAAACUGGUUCAGCACAACAGAUUCACCUUUUCAAAUCACUUCCACAAGCAAGGAAAGGAAAGUAUAUUUUCUCAACUGAACUUUACCUUCCCAAUUCAGAAUUUUCUGCAUAUCAUCAAAUUGUUUAGUCUUUCGGUCCACAAAGUUGUUCCCUUUUAAUUAUCAUUAUCAUUUUUUGUUUCUUUAGCAUAUAUGGAUUCAUACAUUAGCUUCAAGAGGUAGAUUGUAACUUAGAUGCUGUGUAAUAAUUAGGAAUGGUUUUCUUUCUAAUGGUCUGGGAAAUGAAAAGUAAUAAACAAUGGUUGAUUAUUUGUAUUC
Molecule: messenger RNA, 1471 nt
Organism: Benincasa hispida (wax gourd)
Lineage: Eukaryota; Viridiplantae; Streptophyta; Magnoliopsida; Cucurbitales; Cucurbitaceae
Product: histone H2A deubiquitinase (DUF3755)
Source: RefSeq, a predicted model, not a curated record